Anneissia japonica is the source of this 1700-nucleotide messenger RNA. RefSeq names its product spondin-2-like. Lineage: Eukaryota; Metazoa; Echinodermata; Crinoidea; Comatulida; Comatulidae. The transcript is spliced from 4 exons. The record is from RefSeq and is a predicted model, not a curated record. Gene Ontology annotation, biological process: cell adhesion. Bases 1 to 1020 code for a protein of 339 amino acids. Gene Ontology annotation, cellular component: extracellular matrix.
AUGUCUUUUGACGCCAACUGGUCCCAGAGGCUGUUUCCCAAACACUACCCACUUUAUAGGAAGCACGCACAGUGGUCGCCAAUGAUAGGCGCAACACACACCGAAAACUUUCACAUUUGGCAAAUAGGCCAUCUUGCUACCAAAGGUUUAAAGAGAUUUGCAGAAGACGGUUUAACUUCACAUCUUACCGACGAGCUUUCUCAGAACUCAGCCAUCUUUUCUGUCUUCGGAGCUAACGCAUUAUCGGAGGGUACAGGAACAUCGUCAGCGGUAUUCGCUUUACAUUCGAAAACGACGAAGAUAUCUCUUGUUGUCAAGAUAAUUCCUAGUCCAGACUGGUUUGUGGGUGUAGAUAGCAUCAAUCUCCACGAUGGUCUAGGUUGGUCCAGAUCAGCCAAGUUCAACCUCUACCCAAUAGACGCAGGCACCGACAAGGGCUUAGCAUUUACGUCCCCGAAUUUUGCCGAAUCACCCGCUAAGUGUAUCUCUCGUAUUUACUGGAAUCGUCCUUCACAUCCGGCAUCCUCAUUCCGAUACCCAACAACCAGAGGCUUACCGCCACUGGGUCAGUUGACAUUUUCGGAAAUUUCAGCUGGUGAAUUCGAUAAAUUGAAGAUGAGUCAAAAGUACAGACUUAAUUCGAUCGUGAUGGCGGAUAGGUGGAAAGAAACCUCUGACAUAGACUUAAGCAAACUUGCCAAUAUUCUAGGUGAAAAGAAGCACACAUUUGCAGAUCAACCAAAAGAUCUACCAAUAAUUACCGAUUGUAAAGUAACGCCCUGGGGCAGAUGGAGCAAAUGUGAUAAACGUAGAUGCGGGGUGGGAAUUUUGAAGCGGUUUAGGUACAUAAAGCAAGCACCAACACAUGAUGGAAAUGCAUGCCCCACCUUAGUCGAAAUGAAGCCCUGUAGCCUACAGGGACUCAACAGUAAACGAAUACGCUGUAUUAAAAGUAAACUGGAAAAGGAAACAAGAAAAUACACGAAGAAGCAAAGAAAACGCUUUGGUUACAAAGUAUAAUAUCGUUUAAUGAGAUGCAUAGACCACAUGCCCUUGUAUUUCUCCAAUUGUACUAUUAAAAAUCAAUUCAUUAAUGCUUACAGAAAACUCACUCCUAUCCACCGACACAUGCCUUCAUCAAGAUAUAAAUGAUAGGAUGAAAAAUCUAAACCGCUGUGACCUGAUUGGAUCCUGUCAUAUUGACAUUUCUAAAUGCCUCGACUCUACUCAACACACCCUUCUUCUAAAUUAAUUAGAACAUUACGUUCCUAAAAAUAACCUUACAUUAAGUACUUCAAAAGUUAUCUGAUACAACGAAAACUAAUAAAAUAUAAUAAUAUACUAUCCGGUAUCAUAUAAAGAAAUUGUUUAAAUUGGCGUAUCACAAGGUAAGGAGUUUGUUAGAACCAAUAUUAUUUUUAUUGUUUAUAAAUUAUCUUCCCCUUAUGCAUAUCUAGAAUAGAAUGAUGAUGAUGAUAAUGAUUGUGAAAGGCCUAGUUAUGUUAAAGCGUGAUGCUGUUAGCCAUCAUUGGUACCAUGAUGAUAACAUGGUUACCUAGUGAUGUUGACACCAGUCUACCACGUUGAGGUAGCAUCUCCGACUUCAGACUGGAAUUAUUUUAUUUUCCUAUUUUACAGCCUAUUUUUAUUUUAUAUAUUUUUAAAUGUCAUAUCGAAUUUAUAUAGAAUAAAUUACGAAA